Chelmon rostratus (copperband butterflyfish) is the source of this 6834-nucleotide messenger RNA. It is a transcript of the gene ninl, whose product is annotated as ninein-like. Gene Ontology annotation, biological process: microtubule anchoring at centrosome. The transcript has 31 exons. Gene Ontology annotation, cellular component: centrosome. The record is from RefSeq and is a predicted model, not a curated record. The coding region runs from base 140 to 5470 and encodes 1776 amino acids. Lineage: Eukaryota; Metazoa; Chordata; Actinopteri; Chaetodontiformes; Chaetodontidae. Gene Ontology annotation, molecular function: calcium ion binding.
GUUUAACGGCAGCCUGUCGGGAGCUCCGCGGUCACAUGAAUGGAGGAAACGUUGAGUUUUGUCGGAGCGGACCGGAGGAGGAGGAAGAGGAGGUGAACUUUUCCCGCGGUGUGGUGGUGUAGCAGCGUAAUGUGUAGUGAUGGAGGAGGUGGCGCACAGCCACUACGUCGCCCAGCUGAAGGCCGAGUUCGACAGCUGCGACACAACGGCCACCGGCUUCCUGGAUCGAGAGGAGCUGACGGCGCUCUGCCGAAAACUGCAGCUGGACGCUCACCUGCCGCUGCUGCUGGACACGCUGCUGGGAGAACGCACCUACGCCAGGGUGAACUUUGAGGAGUUUAAAGAAGGUUUUGUGGCCGUGCUGUCUCGCUCGCUGGACUUCAGCACAUCAGAGGAUGACAGCAGCUACCUGGAGCCAGUUGUUCCAGAGGAGGUGAAGCCAAAGUUUGUGAAGGGAGCGAAACGUUAUGGCCGCCGCUCCCGUCCUGACAGCAAACCCGAUGCCGCUCUGACCUGCGACUCAGAGGACUCGCCGCCGUCCAGAACCGAAGCCACAGACUCGUCACCAGCCGGCGUCCGCAGGGCCAAACUCAGACGAUCCACGUCUCUGGAGAGUGUCGAGAGCCUGAAGUCUGAUGAGGAGGCAGGAAGUCAGAAGGAGAACGUCCGGGCAGACUUUCAGUCCACAGGCCCUCAGCAGGGGGAGGUGGAGCUGGGAGUUGUCAUAGGAGGAGGUGGAGGCGUUCUGACGGCAGCGUGCGAUCACCCGGGCCUGCGGCAGCUCAACACUGAGGAGCUGGACGUGCUGCUCAGGAAGUUGGACGCCGACAUGGACGGCAGAGUCAGCAUCAGGGACUUCCAGAAGGUUCUCUGCGGCUCCGCCCCUGUGUCCUGCUCCACCCCUGUACGAUCAGCUGACCUGCAGAGGGCACCACACAGGUCUCAGGCGGCGUUAGAGGAGCGCUCGGCUCGCUCCACCUCGCCGUCCCUGCUGACGGCCACGGUGGGUCAGAGAGUCCUCAGCCGGCUGGACGACGGCUCAGGAUGCAGCAGCCCCGAGCGGGUCAUCGCCCUCUGGACCGAGGAGGGCAUCAGGAACAGCCGGGAGAUCCUGCAGACUCUGGACUUCCCUCUGGAGGAGCGUCUCAGUCUGGCGGACCUCACUCUGGCUCUGGACAACGAGCUGCUGGUGAGCGGGAACGGCAUCCACCAGGCGGCGCUCAUCUCCUACAAGAACGAGAUCCAACACCUGCAGGCGGUGACGGAGCAGGCCUGCAGGGAGCGGGAUAAGGUGAAGGCAGACCUGGAUCUUGCUGAUCAGAGGAACCUGCAGCUGGUCAGAGAGGUGGACGACCGGCACGCCAGCAUGGAGACCCUCAACCAGAGCCGGAUCAGGGACCUGGAGCAGGACUUCCGCGAUAGGCUGACGGCUCUGCGCAGUCAGUCGGAGCAGGAGAGCGAGGCUCUGCUGCAGCUGGCGGAGAGAGAACGCAGCACGCUGCAGGACGAGCUGCAGACGCUCCGAGCGCAGGAGGCGGAGCUGCAGGAGGAGGUCUGCAGCGCCACACAGGAGAACAGUCGUCUGGAGGAGGAGCUGACUGUUGUGAAGCUGAAGCUGAAUGAAGCAGAAAGCUCAGUGAACAGACUGCAGAGAGACCUGGACCAGCUGCUGCACGACAAGUUUGGCAGCUUGGACCCGGCAGGUGCUGGUCUGAGUCUCGAGGAGCGAUUCUCAGAAAUCGUCAAAGAGUACGAGCUGCAGUGUCGGGAGCUGCGGGACAGAAAUGAUGAGCUGAGCUCAGAGCUGGAGCUGCUGAAGAGUCACAGGAGCGACAGGAAGUCCAGGCGAUCGGCGGGAGACGCCUCCGCUCUGAGUUGGACCGAACAACGGUCCAUCAACACCGAGUCAGACUCUGACGAGGUGGACAUGAAGCGCAGCUCGUCUCCUCCGGUCAGGAAGAAACUGCAGCCGGCGGAUAAAACUGCUCUGUGUUCAUUGGACGGCGUCUCUGGUCCCUCUGUCAGUAUUCAGACUGAACUGGCUCUGGAGCAGCUGAAGCAGAACCACAACCAGGAGGUGCAGCAGCUGCACAUCCAGCUGGAGACACAGGUGAACUACUACGAGCGCAGUCUGGAGCUGAUGAGACAGAGCAUGGAGGUGGAACGUAAAGACAUCUCUCAGGCCUUCAAGCUGGAGAUCAGUGAGCUGGAGGAGCAGAAAGCUCAGGCGGAGCAGCAGGUGAAGCAGCUGAAGGAGACGCUGGACAAACUGCAGACUCAGAUCCAGCAUGCAGGAGGAGGAGGAGGGUGGAGCAACGAGCAGGAGCGCAGGAUGCAACGGGAGCGGGCGGAGCUGGAGCAGAACUUUGCCAGAGAGAUCAGUAACCUGGUCCAGAGGCUGAGUGCUGAGAAGGAUCAGCUCGAGGCCGAGCUGAAUCUGAACAUGGACCAGGAAGUGAUGCUGGUCAGGGAGGAAGCAGAGCAGCAGCUCUCGCAGAUGAAGCUGCAGCACGACGAGGGGCAGCGCCACCUCCUUCAGCAGCUCCACCAGGAGCGACAGAGGCUGCAAGAGCAGAGAGGAUUCUGGGAAAACCGGCUCACCCAAUCAGAGCAGGAGAAGCUGUGCUGCGAAGAGAGAGCCGAGGAGGAGCGGGUCAGGAUCUGGAGUCGGUUCUCUUCAGAGAAGAUGAAGGUGGAGGAGCAGCACAAGGAGGAGGUCUGUCAGCUGAAGGAGCAGGUCUCCAGUUUACAGGAGGUCAUACAGAGCUCCCAGCUGCAGAUCAGCCAAUCAGAGGCCGGUUUAGAGGAGUUCAGAAAGCACUGUGGUCAGUUAGAGGAUGACCUUAAAGCUUCUCGUGGCCGUUGUUCUGAGCUAGAAGCCAGACUGGAGGAAGCCUGCACUCAGCUGGAGGAGAGCAUCGCCUUCCUGGAGAGUCAUGAGGUUUUAAACAAACGCCUCGCCUCCGAGAAGAGCUCCGUGGAGGAGGAGCUGCAACUGGUGAAGACCAAGGAGGAGCAGCUACUCGUCCAGGUGACCCAGCUGAAAGAGGAGCUGGGAGACCUCCAGGCUGCGUCCGACAGCAUCCUGCAGGACAGGGAGGUGGUGGCCGACAACUGCAGCCGCCUCUCCAACGCUUUUGUCCAGCAGCAGGCCCAGCUCCGAGCCAGAGAGCAGACUGUCAACGCCCUGAGGUCCGAGCUGGAGAGUCUGCAGGAGGCCAUGAGGAGCAAGACUGACUGCCUCUCCAAACUGACCGCUGAGCUGGACUCGCUGAAGAUGGACCGCAAUAGGCUGAUCCAGGACCUGAAGGACCAAGCCAUGGCUGUGGACAACCUGCAGUUGGAGCUGGACGGUGUCUCUGAGGAGUUAGACAGGAGGAGGAGCACCGAGGCAGCUCUGCAGGAGGCUCUGAAGCAAGAGCAGACCAGGACCUCCCAGUUCCGGUCCAGUCUGGAUGAGCAGAAGGAGGAGGUCUGUCGUCUGAGCCAAGAGAACGGGAGCUACAUCCGGCUGGCUGACCAGCUCUCCACCCAGAUCGUAGAGAUGGAGGAGGAGAUCUCCACGCUCAGAGACCAUCUCAGAGAGCUCAGUUCCCAGCUCAACGGGACCGCAGACCUGGUCCUGGACCUCAGGAGGCAGCUCAACACCAAAAACAGCGAGGUGGAUUGGCUCCGGGCUGAGGUGGCAGACGGCACUGAUCAUCUACAGGAGUCCAAGGCCUCCGUUGAUAAGCAUCACCGCGACAUUCAGCACCUGUCCAACCAGCUAGAAGCCAAGAACGCAGAGAUGGACUCUGUCAGGCAGCAGGUCUUCCAGCUGCAGCAGGCGCUGCAGGACUCCCAGAACCAGCUGAGGACAGCAGAGGAGGACUUUGACCGGAAGAAGAGGGGCAUGACGCAGCAGCUGAUGGAGCUGGAGAAGCUGGUCCUGGCCCUGGAGGAGGUGAUGGACCCGGCCAGUCCACACAGGACUCAGCUGGAGGAGGUUCGAUCAGAGAACGGAGCUCUCCAGGAGCGACUCAGCGUCCUGCAGCAGGAAGUCCAGAACCUGGAGGACGAUGUCGCCAAGAGGAGGAGGAAACUGGAGGAGAUGGAGAGAGAACACGAGAGGAGCAGAGAAGAAGAGGAGAGGCUGCACAAAGAGAACUCCAGGUACCGUGAGGAGGUUCUGGAUCUGAGCAGCAGGAACCUGCAGCUCAGUAACGACAACGCCGAGCUGAGCGCCCGUCUCCGUGGAGACCAGGAGUCGGUUCGGAUGCUGCGGGAGCGGCUGGCGACGGUAUCCAGGGAGCAGGAGAAGGAGGGAGCUUCGGUGCGGCGGCUGCAGGAUGCGGCGUUGCAGCAGGAGAGAGAGAAGGCGCAGCAGCAGGCGGCCUGGACGCAGGAGAAACAGCUGCUGGAGCGAGAGCUCAGCUCCUACAAGGAGAAGCUGAGCCGUCUGCCAGAGCUGGAGGCGGAGCUCAGCGGCGUGGCGCUGAAGCUGCAGUGGUUGGAGGAGGAUAAAAGCAAACUGCUGAGAGAAGCCGACGACAGAAAUCACAAGGUGGAGAAGCUACAGCAGUCGCUGCUCUCUCUGGAGUCAGAGGCCGAGCUGCUUCGCACUCAGCUCCACGCCGUCAAUCAGGAGAAGCUGGGCCACGCCCAGGAAGUGAGCGACCUGCAGAGGGAGCUGCAGAGCGCUCAGAGCAAGGUGGAGGAGUUGGAGACCAGCGUCAGGAAGCUGAUGAGGGAGAAAGAGGAGCUCCAUCGGGCUCUGGAGGAGCAGGAGGAGCAGACCUCCAUCACUCUGCAGGAGGAGUCCCACAAACUGAGAGUCCAGAACCAGGAGCUCCAACACAAGCUGUCGGAGCUGCAGGUUCAGGGUCUGGAGGUCCACAAACUGACCCAGGAGCAGCAGAACCUGAAGACCAAACUGAAUGAGCUGGAGCAGAAGCGAACGCAGGCUCAGGACCAGGCGGAGCGGGCUGAUGCAGCUCUCGGGCUGGCGCAGGCGCAGCACCUGAGGCAGCUGCAGCAGCUGCAGGAGCGGGCGGGGGAUGGCUGCAGGGAGCAGGUGGAGCUGCUGCAGGCCCGGCUGGUGGAGGAGCAGAGGAGGAGUCAGCAGCUGGAGGAGACUCUGAGGCUUCAGGCCCAGCAGAGCAGCUCCCAGAUCAGCAUGAAGCAGGAUCAGCACGAGAAGGCCAUGUCUGCCCUGCAGCAGAGGAUGGAGGAGCUGGAGACCAAACUGAAGGGAGUCCGCAUAGUCCUGCAGGAGAAAGUCCAGCAGCUCAAGGAACAGCUGGCGAAGAACACGAAGUCCAGCGUGUUGCUGAAGGAUCUGUACGUGGAGAACUCUCAGCUGAUGAAGGCUCUGCAGGUCACCGAGCAGCGGCAGAAAAACGCAGAGAAGAAGAACUUCCUGUUGGAGGAGAAAGUGAAGGCGCUCAACAAACUGCUGAGAGAAAUCGUCCCCGCCUCGCUCGCCACGUAGCUGCCGAACGAGAGCAGCGGCUGGUCUGAGAUCAGUUCCACUAAAGCAGCUUCAACAUGGAGACAUCAGUACAGAGAGAGGUCCAGGGUGUCUUUAGCUUAGCUUAGCACAAUGACUGGAGACGGGGGGAAACUGCUAGCCUAAAUCCACAGUAGAGAAAGAAGUCUGGAUUGAAAACAGAUUUCAGACCAGAUCAGAGAUUCAGGCAGCAGAUGGAAGGUUUAAACACCUGCUGGGUGAGGAAGACCAUGAGAGGUGGGUGAAAGCUUAAAAAUUAGCUUGUUCAAGAAUGAACUUUGACCCUCAACAAAUGCUGCAAAGAACGUUUUCAUUCUCCGUUAAUCUGCAGAGUAUUCUCAAUAACAAUCAUUUCUGAAGAAUGAAUUCCUCAUUUUAUCAAAGAAAAAACAUGUGACCGCUGACAUCCUGAUCAGCCAAUCAGAGCUCGGAGUCAGUUCAGCAGAUGAAACAGUCCUGUCCAUCAAACAGCCCGUCACAGUUCUUCAGUCAUCAGUCUGCUGCUGACUCGUUUCAACGUGGCUCGCUGUUUAAUCCCUUUGUACAGAAUAUACGUGUUCACUCACCUGAGCCUUCAGGGCCCCCGUAGUUUAUCAUAAUUUAUUUUACAGUGGAGUUAAAGUCGCAGCCUGAGCACAGCUGACUGCCAGCAGGUGUCGCUCUGUUGAAAGCAUCGGAAUGAUUAAGCGUUGAGAUGUUACUGUGGAGGUUCACAGGUAAAGGUGUGUCCGGGUCCUUUGAGUCAUCACCAGCCUCACCUGUGUUCAGCAGGUGUGAAUCUGUUUCCAUAAAGCUGCUUUACAGAAACUGAACUGUUGUUUGUUCUGGAAGGAUGAAGGAAAACCAGUCUGACCACACACACACACGGACACGGACACGGACACGCACACGGACACGCACACGCACACACACACACACACAGUCUGAGUAUUGCAGCCAUGAGGGUAUUCACUUUGUUUUAUGUAUUUUUAUGUUGUUUUUAAUGUCAAAGUGAGACUUUUAUUGUGAAGUUUUAAUGUCUGCAGACAGCUGCUGUCCUGAUCACAUGUUCAGUUUUCUGGUUUCUGUUUCAGUCUGUAGUUUUUCCCUCAGAGUGAGACCUACUUCUCCUCCAAUCAGCUGUCUGUUCAGGUACAACGAACCAAAUCACACCUGUCUGUGGACCAAAGUGUGGGACAGACAGGUCAUUGCUGUCUUCUGUCCACCGUGUAUGAUAAUGUAACAUGAAAACCACAUUAAAUUAUCAGUUUUUAUCACUGCUGUGAUUUCACGUCGUUUUAUUCUUUGUCAUGAAGCUGCAGGCGUCAGCAGCCGAACGCUGACUCAGCACUAUCUGCAGGCUGUGA